AUAAAAUUCUUAAUGGAUCACAGAUGUUGUUAUCAUUAUAGCGAGGAGCCUGUCCAUCACGUGGAUAGAUACUACUAUGAUGUGCCUCGUUAUGAAGAAAGAAUUGUCAGGAAAGUAAGAUAUGACUACGAAGGAGCUAUUAGAGAAGCUAGCAUGGGUAACGAAGAGCUAAGGAAGCUCCUUGCCAUGAGAGAAGAUGAGAUCAAGGUCCUCCAAUCAGAAAUCCAAACCUUCAGAGCUGACCAUGAGAAGAAAGUAAGAGAAGAAGAUGACUACGAGAAAAAUUUCCGUGAUGCCGACCAAAGAAUCAUUAUUCUCACUGAGAAGAUCAGAGAUGCUCAGAUUGAUCUCAGAAAUAUCAGAGGAGGUAGAUAUGGAGGUGAACUUGAAAGACUUCUAGCCAUUAAGAGCAACAAGGAGCGUGAGCAUAAUGACUUGAAGGCCUAUCUUGAAAGACUUCAAAACGAACUCGCCUUAGUUAAAGAUGAUGGACAUAAGUUAAAACUCACCAUUGAAGAAAAAGAAACUGCUAUUAGAGAGUUUGAAGAUGACCACGAAGCUAGAAGACUUGCUGAGAAACAAGAAAUAGAGCAACUUGAGGAUUCUAUUGAUGCUAAUAGGAAAGAAGCUGAGAAAAUUGAUGCUAAGAUCGGUGAAGAAGACCGUAGAAUUAGAGAACUAACAAUUGAAAACAGAGACAUUGAAAUCCUUGAAGAAGAGAUUAAGGUUAGAAAAGAUGACUCCGAUCACCUUAAAAAUGAUCUUCAGACACUAAGACAAGAAGUCCUUGAACUAAGAGAGAAAUCAGAGCAGAUUGAACAAGAGCAUGCCCAGAAUCAGCAUGAAAUUAAUGAGUAUGAAAGUCACAAUAAGGCUGUCCACGAUAACAAUUCUGAGCUGGUCACUGCUAUAAACAGACUUGUUAAAGCUGAGGAUAAUGUCAGACUAGCACCUGAUGUAUAUUCUGCUGAAUCUUAUCAUUAUGGAAGAAUGAGUCUCAGAGGACUCUUUGAUCUUCAUCGUACCCAUUAUCAUGAUGAAGGAAGGCAUAGCUAUCAUAGAGCUCACUCAUAUGGAGGAAGACAUAGUUAUAAUAGAGCUCACUCACUUGGAAGAAGACCAAUUGUACAUCAAGUAGACCAAGUUCCUCACACUAGAUAUUUAUCUUCUGAUAGAGUAGUUGAAAGAGACCCUGAAAUCGCACAACUUUAUAACAGAAGAAGAGUUGAUUUAAGAAAUAAUAGAGUCUAUAAAAUUUAUGAGUCAGGUCACGAUACUUGGAACAGACCAACUAGAUAUGUCAUGGACCGUUUCCUUAGAAGACACCAUUGCCAAGCUGAUGAUAGACAUGAUUUAGGAUAUAGAGUGUUCUCAUAUAAAAACCACAACUCUGUCUUCAAUCAAUUACUCGGAUAUAGACAUGCUUCAGAAGCUCUUCAUAGAAGACAAGACUCAGAGAUAUUUGAGUUGGCUAAUAAACAGAGAGAGGAAAGACUUUCUAUGAAAGGCGUCUUUAAUCAAUACUCAAAACAUCACUCAGAAGAACAAAGACAACCAUCUGGAGCUUCUAGAGUAUUCUCUGCUGCAGCUAAUGCUGCCAAGAGACAAAGAGAAAGCAACACCAGACAAGAUACUCAAACUAAAGUCACAAAUGAAGGAGGUAGACGUGUCACCACAACCACAACUACAAAAGUCACCAAGACUGGCUUUCAGGCCUCAGGAUGGUAAAGACUCUAGAUAAGUUAUUUACUCCAACCUAUUCAACAGCCGGACAC
This is a messenger RNA of Moneuplotes crassus, 1775 nucleotides long. Lineage: Eukaryota; Ciliophora; Spirotrichea; Euplotida; Euplotidae. The record is from the annotation of a GenBank genome assembly.